Messenger RNA from Schistocerca gregaria, 428 nucleotides. Its product is annotated as protein SSXA1-like. Gene Ontology annotation, biological process: regulation of DNA-templated transcription. The transcript has 5 exons. The record is from RefSeq and is a predicted model, not a curated record. Bases 85 to 402 code for a protein of 105 amino acids. NCBI's taxonomy places the organism in Eukaryota, Metazoa, Arthropoda, Insecta, Orthoptera, Acrididae.
GCUGAUUGUUUUAAUAUCGUAACUGCAAGUAGAGUCCUUGAUUAGGUUUGAGUUUAAUUACUAGUAAAUCUUGAAGUUCAGGCAAUGGCAGAUGAAGAUAUGGUUGAAGUGCCCGAAAAACUUUCAAAAUGGUUCACACAUGAUGAAUGGAAACAGAUGUCUUACUAUGAAAGGAAAAGAACUCUUAACGUUUUGGAGAACUAUCACACACUGACUGGUUUGGGUAUUAAUGUCCCAAAACCUGAUUUUAUGUAUCCUGCUCUCCACAAGACACCCAGACCUCUUUCCCAGAUAACUCCAGUUUUCAGCACAAACAAGGUGACAGAGAGACCCAAGGAAAAAGACCAGUACUCUUUCAGAGGUGCUGGUGAAGUAUCCUCAGUCCGUCAUAGUCGUGAGUAGCACUUUUAUAAUAUAAUUUUAUGUAU